Torulaspora delbrueckii is the source of this 1302-nucleotide messenger RNA. RefSeq names its product homocitrate synthase LYS21 (gene LYS21). Lineage: Eukaryota; Fungi; Ascomycota; Saccharomycetes; Saccharomycetales; Saccharomycetaceae. The record is from RefSeq and is a predicted model, not a curated record. The transcript has a single exon. Gene Ontology annotation, molecular function: homocitrate synthase activity. The coding region runs from base 1 to 1302 and encodes 433 amino acids. Gene Ontology annotation, cellular component: mitochondrion.
AUGAGUGAGAACUUUCAGAAAGUUACUGAAUCAGCAGCCGAGCCACAACAGGCCAAUCCAUAUGGACCAAACCCGGCAGAUUAUUUGUCUAAUGUCAACAAUUUCCAACUAAUUGAUUCGACUUUGCGUGAAGGUGAACAAUUCGCCAACGCUUUCUUCACCACUGAAAAGAAGAUCGAAAUUGCAAAGGCUUUGGAUGCUUUCGGUGUUGACUACAUCGAGUUGACCUCUCCUGUGGCCUCUGAACAAAGUCGUCAGGACUGUGAAGCCAUUUGCAAAUUAGGAUUGAAAGCUAAGAUUCUAACACAUAUUCGUUGUCACAUGGAUGAUGCCCGUGUAGCUGUCGAAACCGGGGUCGAUGGUGUCGACGUUGUCAUCGGUACGUCCAAAUUCUUAAGACAAUACUCUCAUGGUAAGGAUAUGAACUAUAUCGCCAAGAGUGCUGUGGAAGUGAUUGAGUUUGUCAAAUCCAAAGGUAUUGAAAUCCGUUUCUCUUCAGAGGACUCCUUCAGAAGUGACUUGGUCGAUUUACUGAAUAUCUACAAGACUGUCGAUAAGAUCGGUGUGAAUCGUGUCGGUAUCGCCGACACAGUCGGUUGUGCCAACCCAAGACAGGUGUACGAACUGGUACGUACCUUGAGAAGUGUUGUUUCCUGUGACAUCGAGUGUCAUUUCCACAACGAUACCGGUUGUGCCAUUGCAAACGCUUACACCGCCUUGGAAGGUGGUGCUCGUUUAAUCGACACCUGUGUGCUUGGAAUUGGUGAACGUAACGGUAUCGUACCACUGGGAGGUCUAAUGGCCCGUAUGAUUGUUGCAUCGCCCGAUUACGUCAAAUCUAAAUACAAAUUGCACAAGCUAAGAGAUCUAGAAAACUUGGUCGCUGAAAGUGUAGAAGUGAACAUCCCAUUCAACAACCCAAUCACCGGUUUCUGUGCAUUCACUCACAAAGCCGGUAUCCAUGCCAAAGCUAUCCUGGCAAAUCCAUCCACUUACGAGAUCCUGGACCCACACGAUUUCGGUAUGAAGCGUUAUAUCCAUUUCGCCAACCGUCUAACGGGUUGGAAUGCCAUCAAAUCGCGUGUGGACCAAUUGAAUUUGAACCUGACAGACGACCAAUGUAAGGAAGUCACUACCAAGAUCAAGAAACUAGGUGAUGUUCGUCCGCUCAACAUCGAUGAUGUCGACUCUAUCAUCAAAGAUUUCCACGCAGAAAUUGCAACCCCAAAGAUUGCCGCUAUGAAAAGAGACCCACAAGACUUGGAACUGGAAGACAGCCAGCUCAAGAAGCCCAAGAACUAG